CAUCUAACGGACGAAUCCCCCCUCCCAGCCGUUUCCCCUCGUCGUCUCCACCUACGCGAGCGACUCGCUCGAGCUCUCUCGCCUCCCCGCUAUAACACGCGCCUCCCCUUUCCCCCCCACCACUCCUCUCCCUUUUCCCUCUCCCCCCUUCCUCGCUUCCCCCUUCGCGGCGCGCGCUUGCGUGGCUGGCUUGGCAGGUAUGGGUGACCUGGGAGGAGCCUGGCAUGAGGCGGCCGCGGCGGAGGAGGAGGAGGCACAGGCACCGGGCGGCGGCGUCGGGCCCGAGCCCGACCACCUGGUGGUCAUGGUCCACGGGAUCGUCGGGAGUGCAGCUGAUUGGAAGUUUGGAGCUGAGCAAUUUGAAAAGUUGCUGUCAGACAAAGUUAUAGUUCAUCGUAGCAAUCGCAACAUGUACAAGCUAACUUUAGAUGGCGUUGAUGUGAUGGGUGAGCGGUUGGCACAAGAGAUUGUUGAAGAAACCAACAAAAGACCACAGAUCAGAAAGAUCUCUUUUGUUGCACAUUCUGUUGGAGGAUUGGUUGCAAGAUAUGCUAUUGGAAGACUCUAUAGGCCACCUAAACAAACAUCCCAAAGUUCUCAGAAUCUGAACAACACUAAUAAGGGUACUAUACAUGGGCUUGAGGCAGUGAACUUCAUAACUGUUGCGUCACCGCAUCUUGGUUCUAGAGGAAACAAACAGGUUCCUUUCCUUUUUGGAUUUACUGCAAUAGAAACUUUUGCCAGCUACAUCAUUCAUUUGAUAUUCGGAAAAACUGGCAAGCAUCUAUUUCUUAUGGACAAUGAUGAUGGGAAGCCUCCAUUGUUGCUACGCAUGGUGGAUGAUUGGGGGGGCGUACAGUUCAUGUCUGCUCUGAAAGUAUUCAAACGAAGAGUUGCAUACUCCAAUGUUGGUCAUGAUCAUAUUGUUGGGUGGAGAACAUCAUCCAUCAGGCGAAAUUCUGAGCUACCGAAGUGGACUGAUUCAGGAAGCAAGAUUUACCCACAUAUUGUAUAUGAAGAACUAUCCAAAGCAGAAACAAUGAAUCAAUGUACUGAUGUUGCCGAUGUGGACAGCUGCAUGUUAGAAGAACGGCUUUUAAGAGGUCUGAAGCUUGUGUCGUGGGAAAAGGUGGAUGUCAGCUUCCACAACAGCAAAGUAAGAUCUGCAGCACAUAGUGUGAUUCAGGUCAAAGAUCCCGUUAUGCAUAGCGAAGGUGCCGAUGUCAUAAACCAUAUGAUCGACCAUUUCGUCCUAUAGUAAAACAGCUCCGAUAUCUAGAAGCAAGCUUGAGCGAGGAACGUCAGUUGCUAACUGCUGAUUUGCCGAGCCUGGUGAGCAAGUUUAUCGCAAAAUCCAGGUUUCGGUUGUGUGAUAAAUGGCACUAAAAAGGAGAAACUGAUAGGCAAGUACAUAUAUACAGGAGAAAUAGAAAACUCGCUGCAGAUGCCUCGUCAUUCAUUAUGUAUUAUGAUCAUGUUCGUUGUUCGUUGUAACUGGAAUAUAACCGGUAUGUCAUUGUAAAUGUUCAUCAUUGAUUUAUUUAAAUCUUGAGUGUUGACGCCGCC
Messenger RNA from Oryza sativa Japonica Group (Japanese rice), 1566 nucleotides. Its product is annotated as lipid droplet phospholipase 1. The record is from RefSeq and is a predicted model, not a curated record. NCBI's taxonomy places the organism in Eukaryota, Viridiplantae, Streptophyta, Magnoliopsida, Poales, Poaceae.